GCGGUUCCCGGCUGGUGACCGCGUCUCCAGAACGUCCUCGGAGCGCACGGAGGGCGGGGAGGGGGGGGGCUGAACGGCCGCUUUGACGGACUCGCCUUCACGCUCCGCGAACAGCGAACGGCAGGUUCGGCCGAAGGCUGCGGGCAUGCCGGUCAACGACCCGGAGAUGGCCCUGGGCUACCAGAGGCCAGAUGAGGAGGUGGUGGUAGACCAGGGAGGGACAAGCUCGGUGUUGAACAUUCACUAUGAGAAGGAGGAGCUGGAAGGCCACCGGACUCUAUUUGUGGGCGUUCGAAUGCCCAGGCAGAGCCACCGUCACCACAAGCCUCACGGCUCCCGCCACCGCAAGAGAGACAGGCGGGCGGGAAGCAAUGCAGCCCAGCAAAGCGAGGGAAGUGAUGCGGCCACCUCCAGUCACGACACGCCGUCCCAGAGGGUGCAGUUCAUUCUGGGCGCCGAGGAGGAUGCCGAACAUGUGGCCCACGAGCUGUUCACCGAGCUGGACGAGAUCUGCGUGAAGGAGGGCAGAGAUGCCGAGUGGAAGGAAACGGCCAGGUGGCUGAAGUUUGAGGAAGACGUGGAGGACGGCGGCGAGCGGUGGAGCAAGCCCUACGUGGCCACGCUCUCCCUCCACAGCCUGUUUGAGCUGCGCAGCUGCAUCAUCAACGGCAGCGUGCUGCUGGACAUGCGCGCCGACUGCAUCGAAGAGAUCGCGGACAUGGUGCUGGACCACCAGGAGGCGUCGCAUGAGCUGGACGACAGCGUGAGGGUGAGGGUGCGAGAGGCUCUGCUGAAGAGGCACCACCAUCAGAACGAGAAGAAGAAGAACCUGAUCCCCAUCCUCAGCUCCAUCGCAGAGGGGACCCGCAAGACGUCCGAGCCCCACCUCACAGCAGGUCCGGCCACGUCUCCCCAGCCCCCUCCUGCCGCAGAGCCACUGAAGAAUGGUGCUGGGCAGGAUGCUUCUCAGAUGGACCUCAGCAAGGUGGACAUGCACUUCAUGAAGAAGAUCCCCGAGGGCGCGGAGGCCUCCAACGUGUUGGUGGGAGAGCUGGACUUCCUGGAGAGGUCCAUCGUGGCCUUUGUCCGCCUGUCCCCUGCUGUGCUGCUCACCGGACUCACCGAGGUCCCCAUUCCCACCAGGUUCCUCUUCAUUCUCCUGGGCCCAGAUGGAAAAGCCCAGCAAUACCACGAAAUUGGACGCUCCAUGGCCACUAUUAUGACGGAUGAGAUCUUCCACGAUGUAGCAUACAAGGCAAAGGACAGAAGCGACCUGCUGGCGGGGAUAGACGAGUUCCUGGACCAAGUGACCGUCCUGCCGCCGGGCGAGUGGGACCCCUCCAUCCGCAUCGAGCCCCCUAAGAACGUGCCCUCGCAGGAGAAGAGGAAGAUCGCCGGGGUCGUCAACGGCGCGGCCUGCCAGGUGGAGGAGGAGCUGCACGCCGAGCACCACGGGCCGGAGCUGCAGAGGACUGGACGCCUGUUCGGUGGCCUGGUCCUGGACGUCAAAAGGAAGGCGCCGUUCUACCUGAGCGACUUCCGGGACGGGCUCAGCCUCCAGUGCGUGGCGUCCUUCCUCUUCCUCUACUGCGCCUGCAUGUCGCCCGUCAUCACCUUCGGAGGGCUGCUGGGGGAGGCCACGGAGGGACGCAUUAGCGCCAUCGAGUCCCUGCUGGGUGCUUCCAUGACCGGGGUGGCCUACUCCCUGUUUGCCGGGCAGCCGCUCACCAUCCUGGGCAGCACGGGUCCUGUGCUCGUUUUCGAGAAAAUCCUCUUCAAGUUCUGCAGGGACUACAAGCUGUCCUACUUGUCGCUCAGGACCUGCAUCGGCCUGUGGACGGCCCUGCUGUGCCUGGUGCUGGUUGCCACCGACGCCAGCUCCCUGGUGUGUUACAUCACUCGAUUCACGGAGGAGGCCUUCGCCGCCCUCAUCUGCCUCAUCUUCAUUUACGAGGCCUUGGAGAAGCUCUUCCACCUGGGGGAGCUCUACCCGUUCAACACGCACACCGACCUGGACCAACUCACGCUGGCGUACUGCAGGUGUGCGGAGCCCGAUAAUCCGGGGACAAUGACCUUGGAGCUGUGGAGCAAGAGGAACGUCACGGCCUCUACUGUGCAGUGGGCCAACCUCACUGUCAAGGAGUGCGUGAGUCUGCAGGGCCAGUUCGUGGGCACGGCGUGUGGCCACCAUGGCCCGUACACCCCAGACGUUCUCUUCUGGUCCACCAUCUUGUUCUUCUCCACUUUUUUCAUGUCUGCCUUCCUCAAACAGUUCAAGACCAGUCGCUAUUUUCCCACCAAGGUGCGGUCUAUGAUCAGUGACUUUGCCGUCUUCCUCACCAUCGUCAUCAUGGUUCUCCUUGACUAUGCCGUCGGGGUCCCCUCCCAGAAGUUGAAGGUGCCCAGUAAAUUCCAGCCCACCAGAGAUGAUCGAGGUUGGUUGAUCAACCCCAUCGGCACCAACCCGUGGUGGACAGCUCUGGCUGCUUCUAUUCCCGCUCUUCUCUGCACAAUCCUUAUUUUCAUGGACCAGCAGAUAACUGCCGUGAUCAUCAACCGCAAAGAACAUAAACUGCUGAAGGGCUGCGGGUACCACCUGGACCUGCUCAUGGUCGGCGUCAUGCUGGCGGUGUGCUCCAUCAUGGGCCUGCCCUGGUUUGUAGCAGCCACCGUUCUGUCCAUCUCCCACGUCAACAGCCUGAAGCUGGAGUCGGAGAGCUCGGCUCCGGGCGAGCAGCCUCGUUUCCUGGGCAUCAGGGAGCAGAGGCUCACGGGCCUGCUCAUCUUCCUGCUCAUGGGCUGCUCUGUGUUCAUGACUGGAGCCCUGCAGUUCAUUCCUAUGCCGGUGUUGUACGGUGUUUUCCUUUACAUGGGAGCUUCUUCAUUAAAAGGCAUUCAGUUCUUCGACCGCCUGAAGCUGUUCGGCAUGCCGGCCAAGCACCAGCCGGACUUCAUCUACCUGCGGCACGUGCCCCUGCGGAAGGUGCACCUGUUCACGGUCACGCAGCUCACCUGUCUGGUGCUCCUCUGGAUCAUCAAAACCUCACCCGCUGCCAUUAUCUUUCCCAUGAUGGUGCUGGCGCUGGUUUUCAUCCGCAAGCUCCUCGACCUGUGUUUCUCCAAGCGGGAGCUCAGCUACCUGGACGACCUAAUGCCGGAGUGGAAGAAGAAAAACCUUGAUGACGCAUCUAAGAAGAUUGACGAGGAAUCAGAGGUUAUGAUCACGUCAAAGAAAGAAGAUGAGAUCAGUGUUCAGAUUCCCCUGGAAACAAGCCCGCCUGUCCAGUCCCCAAAAGCACAUGACCCCAAGUGUGACCCUUCUGAGAUUAACAUAUCUGAUGAAAUGUCUAAAACCACAGUGUGGAAAUCCCUCAGCUCUAAUCAAAGUGACCCUCGUCCCGUGGCUGUUAAGAAGGAUUGAAGAGAUCGCGUUUAUAGAUGAGUGAAGGGCGUCCUGGCAGACUGGGCCGAGUUACCACAGGACGCCAUGUUGGUUGCUUCGACCUUCAACCUCAGUGCUUAGAGAAACUUAAAGAUUUCUACCAGCUACCAGGAACACUCCCACAAAAUCAACGGUGUAACGCGCUCACACACACACACACACACACACACACACACACACACACACACACACACACACACACACACACACACACACUUCUGUCUUUGUGAGGAAAUCUGGAUUUUCAAAACUGUUAGAACUGGUGCUUAGCUAAAAGUUAGCUCUGACCCGCAUGUAGGUCUAAUCUCAGUCACACUGACCAUCAUUAUGACACUGCACCUUAAGCGUCAUCUACUUUAAUGGAUCACCACCGUCUUGAUGCAUUGCCCGUUGCUGGACAGCACACAGGAAAGCGCAUCUACUGCCUAUUUCGAAAUGCAGUUAAAGGAUUUUUAAGGCUAACAGCUCACUUUCAAUUACGCCGGGCAAAGCAGCGAGCCACACUCUGAUAAUGGAAACUAGAAACAAAUCCUGGAGCUGCUCCACCACACAGUGAAUAAUGAACCAACUGCGAGAGCACUGUGACAGCUGCUGGCAGCAAGGCCUGGACUCACGGCUGAAAUUGGUUUGGAUGCAGGAAUACAAACACUUACAACCCAGUCAGUCAGUCAGUCAGUGUUACCGGCCGAUCUCUGAAAAUGUCAUGUGAGUGAUUUAUUCUCAGCUGGCAGGGCGGCAGCUGUUGUUUGUCUAUAUAUAUAGACUUUACUGACCUACAUCAAUCUGUCUGUAGAGGGGAUGCUACUACACAAAUAGCCAUAGGUACCGUUUGAUUAGGUGCACCCACUGAAACAGAUGCAGUGUCAUACUGAAGGUCUCCAGUAAUCAUGCGUUCACAGAUCACCCACUUUGAAUUCAUGCAGUGCAGCGUCCUUUUCCUCACGUGCUCCUCGCAAAGACAGAAGAGCCCCCACAUUCAACACAGAGACCUCUCUACUUGCCUUUUCACUCUUUCAUAAGAAAUGACAGAUUGUAAAGGCUCCUUCGAUGUGAACCACUUCUAUUUUUGUUAUUCUAAGUAGGUUUGUCAAGUCUACUAAAUCUACUGAAGUGUCUUUUUAUUCAGUAUGUUUUUGUUUUGUUUUAUUACAGUAGUGGUGAAAAGCUAAAUUAGCUAAUAGGUUAGAAAAACUACAUUGCAGGUUCAAUACAUAGGUAAAUCCUCUUAUAGGCCAUAAAAUGUUGUGUCUGUUUGGUGUUUGGUGGGAUAAAAACUGAAGCAUAAAUCCCUUGAACUAAAGAUUGUGUAGGAUGGAGGUCGAUCUACUGAAUGUUUGUCACGCGUUAGUACUGUGUCUCGUUUCUUUACCUCAGACCAGGUCCUAAAUGCUCCUGCAAGGCCCUUUGGAUGACAUCAGGAAACCAGAGCCGUGUGUGUGUGUGUGUGUGUGUGUGUGUGUGUGUGUGUGUGUGUGUGUGUGUGUGUGUGUGUGUGUGUGUGUGUGUGUGUGUGUGUCUUUGAGGGAUACAGAUUAUUCUUAUUUUAAGCAAUAAUUUACCCCAAAUCCAAAUCAAAGUAUUUAAGCUACAAACAUUACUUUAUCAGGUUCUGUUGUGCCAGUGCUCAUCUGCCUCUGGUGAAUAGAGGCUGUUCAGGAAACUCUAACAUUUAAAGACUAAAAACACUUUCAUUAUGUGCCAAAGAAAACAUUUCAAUCAUUUUCAAUAAAAUCUGGCAAUUCACAUGCUUCACAUCACGUUUCGAAUCAAACAAAGUUCAUCCCCGAGUCACAACUGAUGGUUGUAGGACUAAAACCUAGUCUACAAACAGAAUUGCCCGUUGAAAUCUUUGAAGGAAUUGUUACUAUAGUGACUUGGUGUUUUGAUUUGUGAAUUAAUUGACUGUAUUUCAUUUUUUUUACGAUCAGUAUAUGAAAAGUACAGUAACUAAAGCUGGUGAUUGUUUUAAGAUAAAAGUACCUUUUUAUUGUAAUGUUUCUGGUCAUCACAAAGGUGAGAGAGCUGCAGGCAACAGAGAUAUUAGAGUGUGAAGAGGGAUGUUCAAACACCUACCAGUAACUUUGUAGUUGCACUUUCUGUAGAUAAAGAACUUGUGAUAUAUUUUAUUUUAAGAGAUAUAUUCAGGAAAUAACUUAUUUUAUAAUACAUUAUUGGGUUUACUUACAUUUAGAUAUGUGUUUCAGGCUGUUUUUACUUUCUGUAUAUACUGUACUGUAAUAAACACGGGAACCUGAGACAAGAGAAGAAUACAGCACAUAAUUGAAGGAACUCAACAGAAACAGUCUUGAAACUGCUCAUUAAACAAUAAUUGGUUGACAUUUAAUUGACAAAUGGAAGGUAGUAAAACAAUCUUUAGCAAAGUUAUCAUAGAAAUAAACUGACUAACGUGAGGCUGACGCUCAUGAGGGAUUCAAUUCUUAAUCUAUAGCAUCAUAAUAACUCAUUGAAAUGUUUCAGUUAAUCUGGGUGUUUUGUUAUACCGUACUUUUUCAAGUUACUCAUCAUCACUGAACUCAUCACUGUCUUAUGAACAUUGUCAAAGGCUUUAGCUCCUCGGUCCCCAUUGUUUGUUUUAAAUGGCUUUAAAACAAAGUGCACAAGUGAAGUCCUUGCUUGAACGUCACAUGCAGUGAAGGUUUGGACGGUGUGUUUGCAGUCGCGUAGUCCGCUUUGACUUAUGAAUAUGAACUGUUUCCGUGUGUCUAAAGACCCACCACUAAAAUGAAAAAAAUAAAAUAAAUAGUAAAGAAAAAAGGAGAGGCAGACGUUCUGUAGGAGAACUCAAACCAGUUGUUAAACAUCAUGUGUCUUGAUCUUCAGCUCAUUAAUGUAUUGAGUAUGUGAAUGUGCUAAACAUAUGGUGAAAUGCCUUCUGUGUGCUGUGCUUAACUGCAUAUACCUGUGACCAUCAGAAUUGUACAUUGAUUGAUGUGAGUUUAAAUAUGCGCUGUACAUGUGUGCCUGUCAUAGAAUACAUAACCACGGCCUGUUGUGCUGUCAGUUUUGGCAUUUAACCCCUGAACGUCUGACCAAAACGUCAGUGAUGAGCCUCAGGCUCUAGAAGAAGAUUUUUUUCUUUUUCACAUAUAAAUACAGCAGGAAAUCCAUGUUUCAAAUGUCCCCCUCCUCUGCCUGUGUUCUGCACCUGACACGAUGCAGGACGAUUGACGAGAAGACUAAACCAGUGCCCACUUUAAGAGAGUUAAUGAAGGAAAGCCAGAUGCAGUGUGUGUCUAAAGCACAAGGCUUUACAGGAGCAGUGCGUCUGUACUGCAGCAACCGUAAUAGUCCUAGAGCCAGAAACGGAGCAAUGUCGUUUCUUCAACCGCUGAACGGUCUCUGUAGUGCUGAGCGGAAGAGCUCUGUGUUUUAUAUGUAGACGUGAUGAUGUAAACUGGAAAAUAAACAAGUACAAGUGAAAUGGAACAAA
Molecule: messenger RNA, 6893 nt
Organism: Betta splendens (Siamese fighting fish)
Lineage: Eukaryota; Metazoa; Chordata; Actinopteri; Anabantiformes; Osphronemidae
Gene: slc4a8
Product: solute carrier family 4 member 8
Exons: 25
Coding region: 146-3421 (1091 amino acids)
Biological process (GO): monoatomic anion transport; bicarbonate transport; regulation of intracellular pH
Cellular component (GO): plasma membrane
Molecular function (GO): monoatomic anion transmembrane transporter activity; sodium:bicarbonate symporter activity; solute:inorganic anion antiporter activity
Source: RefSeq, a predicted model, not a curated record